AUGUCUAAUAGUAAGAUGUUUAAUGCUCUGAAGAUUUUUAAAAGCCACAACAAUGUAAAAUUCAUAAAUAGGCUGCAUAGCAGAUCUUUUGCGGCUGCAGCAACUUCACAGGUUCAUACUAAAUGUAAGUUGGUAAAUGGAGUAUAUGUUGUGACACUAGACUCUCCAAAUGUUAAGGUGAACUCUUUAAAUGAAGCGGUAAUGGAUGAAGUCAGUAAAAUUAUAAAUGAAGUUGACUCAAAUCCCGCAAUUGAAGCUGCUGUUUUAAUAUCUGGCAAACCUGGAUGUUUUAUUGCCGGAGCUGAUAUAGGCAUGAUUGAAAAAUGCAAAACUAAAGAUGAAGUAGUAACUCUGUCAAAAAAUGGUCAUGAAAUCUUCAAAAGGAUUGAAUCUUCUCGCAAACCAUAUGUGGCAGCUAUUCAAGGAAGCUGUCUCGGUGGAGGUCUUGAGACAGCUCUUGCUUGUAAAUAUAGGAUUGCAGUAAAAGACUCUAAAACAGGUUUUGGAUUUCCUGAAGUUAUGCUUGGCCUCCUGCCUGGAGGUGGUGGUACUCAAAGGAUGCCUAAAUUAACAUCAAUUCCUACGACUUUGGACUUGGCUCUCACUGGAAAGAAUGUUAAAGCUGAUAAGGCAAAGAAGCUUGGCAUUGUUGAUCUGUUAGUGUCCCCCCUUGGACCUGGUUUAGGCCUGCCUGAAACCAAUACAAUGCAAUAUUUAGAAAAGGUAGCUAUUCAAAUAGCCAAAGAAAUAGCAUCUGGGAAGAUGGUAGUGGAUAGGUCGAAGAAGGGAUUAGUUAGCAAAGUGACAGAAGCCGCGAUGCAGUGGGAGUGGAUCAAGAACAUGAUCUUUAAUAAGGCCAAAGAGCAAGUGAUGAAGGCUUCCCGUGGCUUGUAUCCCGCACCACUUAAGAUUCUAGAAGUAGUAAGAACAGGUGUGGACAAGGGCCCUGUGGCCGGAUACGAGGCGGAGGCGCAGGGCUUCGGCGAGCUCGCCAUGACGCCGCAAAGCAAGGGACUCAUUGGUUUAUUCCGAGGACAGACUGAAUGCAAGAAGAAUAGGUUCGGCAAGUCCCAAGUUGAUGUUAAGAGUAUCGGUGUUCUCGGCGCGGGUCUGAUGGGCGCCGGCAUAGUGCAGGUGUCUAUCGACAAGGGCUACAGCGUGGUGCUGAAGGACGCCACCAGCGCGGGGCUGUACCGCGGCGUGGGGCAGAUACAGAACGGCCUCGUCAACGCUGUCAAACGCAAGAGAGUGUCGUCUUUACAAAAAGACAAAUUCCUAUCAAACCUUUACCCAACCCUGGACUAUAGCAAAUUCAAGAAUGUGGACUGUGUCAUUGAGGCAGUAUUCGAAGAUAUCAAUAUUAAACACAAAGUGAUCAAGGAGCUGGAGGCAGUGGUCCCCAAGCAUUGCAUCGUAGCGACUAACACCAGUGCUAUCCCCAUUACAAAGAUUGCUGCUGGUAGCAGCCGUCCUGAGAAAGUUAUUGGCAUGCACUACUUCUCCCCCGUGGACAAGAUGCAGCUGUUGGAGAUCAUCCGGCACCCGGGCACCAGCGACGACACGGCGGCCGCGGCCGUGGGCGUGGGCCUGCGCCAGGGCAAGGUGGUCAUCACCGUGGGCGACGGGCCCGGCUUCUACACCACCAGGAUACUCUCCACCAUGCUCAGUGAGGCUGUCAGGUUACUUCAAGAAGGCGUUGACCCCAAGGACCUGGACAGCAUGACGAAGCAGUUCGGCUUCCCCGUGGGCGCCGCCACGCUCGCGGACGAGGUCGGCAUCGACGUCGGCUCACACAUUGCUGUGGACCUAGCUAAGGCGUUCGGUGAUCGCAUUAGUGGUGGUGACUUGAACAUCAUGCAGGAUCUAGUCAAAGCUGGCUUCAUGGGAAGGAAGUCCGGUAAAGGUUUCUACAUAUACGAAAAGGGCACAAAGAACAGGGAUGUCAACCAAGAAGCCGUGCAGAUAUUAAAGGACAAAUACUCUCUUGAACCACGCGGCGCUAACACUGUUGAAGACCAGCAGUUGAGAAUGGUAUCGAGAUUUGUAAAUGAGGCAGUAUUAUCACUAGAAGAAAAAAUUUUACAUAGCCCUCUUGAAGGAGAUGUUGGCGCUGUAUUCGGCCUAGGAUUCCCGCCAUUCACUGGUGGACCUUUCAGAUGGGUCGACCAAUUUGGUGCUGAUAAACUGGUGAGGAAGAUGGAAGAAUUCCAUGGACUUUAUGGAGCGCCAUUCAAACCAGCCCAAACCCUCGUGGACAUGGCUAAAGACAGCAGCAAGAAGUUUUACAAGAAU
Brenthis ino (lesser marbled fritillary) is the source of this 2292-nucleotide messenger RNA. Lineage: Eukaryota; Metazoa; Arthropoda; Insecta; Lepidoptera; Nymphalidae. The record is from the annotation of a GenBank genome assembly.